UGACACGCAUUUGUGUGUGACCCCGAGUGUCCCAUAUUCCACAAUAAGAAAAUUCUCUCGCAACUAAACAUCCCUACUAUAAUAAUUCUUCGGCUAUUUUGCAUCGCGUCGAUCUUGACAAUAAUUUCUCUCUCUCGUGAGUAACUUGCCGAAAGCCGAGCGACGAGGUUCGUCGUAGAACAUCUUUAUAACUGGCGUCGUCUGCUGAGCUCGAAGAGAGAGAAACCUUUUUUUAACACAAAAACAAUCGUUCGAUUCCGGGUCGCGUGAGAAACACCCGCAUUAAACGCGCCCCUGUAUAACACAUACGUUUCCUCCGUGUUCAUAAUCGUAAAAAUAAAAAUAAAAACAUUUAAAAAAUCAAAUGUUCUGCAUGUAAAAAUAGAAACCAACAUAAAAAGCCCAGGGCUUCCACCGUACCGGAGGUCGCUCAUAUAAUACCUCCGAGUGUUGAUUCGUGCGACGUGUAUAUUUUAGCGCCUUUUCUGUUUGCUAUUAUUAUCAUCAUCAGUUUGAAAAAAAACUCUCUCUGAACGGCAAUGUCGCAUGCUAGAUUACGAGGCGCCGCUAUGGUAGGCGGAAUUUCACGUGCCUGGGAGCACGGUGGCAGGCCUUACGCCGUUGGCACAGCGGGGGUAAUAAGCAAUGCAGCUGGUUGUUCGCGGGGACUCGAGAACGCUGGAGCCAACUCCACGGCCCUAGUUCAACCGUUGACCGGCGUAUGUAACGUUUCCAAACGCACAAUGUCCUCAUCCGCGUUGCCUGACAGAACUUUGACAGAGGACAAUGUUUAUUCGAAUUUACGACGCAUGGAAUAUGCCGUACGAGGCCCACUUCUUUUGCGAGCCCUUGAGAUCGAAAAAGAACUUCAAAAGGGAGUUCAAAAACCAUUCAAGGAGGUGAUCAAAGCGAAUAUUGGCGAUGCCCAUGCGAUGGGUCAGAAGCCAAUUACCUUUCUCCGACAAAUACUAGCGCUUACAGUCUCUCCUGAACUCAUGGACGAUCCUCGCUAUCCGGAUGAUGUAAAAAAACUUGCUCAAAUGGUAUUGGGUGGUUGCAAAGGUUGCAGCGUAGGUUCCUAUUCGGAGUCGACGGGUAUCGAAGUCAUUCGCAAGCAUGUAGCCAAUUAUAUUUAUAAGCGGGACGGUAUCCCCAGUGAUCAUAACAAUAUCAUUCUUUCCAACGGAGCCUCUGAUGGGAUCAAGUCAUUUCUCAAACUCUUCAACGAACAUUUAAAUGGGAAACCUUCCGGUGUGAUGAUCCCCAUACCGCAAUAUCCUCUUUAUUCCGCUGCGCUUGCUGAGUUUGGUCUCUCGCAAGUUGGCUAUUAUCUCAACGAGGACAACAAAUGGGCUCUUGACAUCAGUGAAUUGAAACGUGCCUACAAAGAGUCCUUGAAGACCUGCAACCCGCGUGUACUUGUUGUUAUCAACCCUGGCAAUCCAACUGGUCAAGUGCUAACGAGAAAGAACAUUGAGGACAUUAUCAAAUUCGCUCAUGAAAAUCGCCUCUAUCUACUCGCCGACGAAGUCUAUCAGGAUAACGUUUACGACAAAGACAGCGCUUUUCACUCGUUUAAAAAAGUUAUGACAGAAAUGGGCGCACCUUACGCUAAUAUGGAACUUGCUUCGUACAUGUCCGUGUCAAAAGGGUACAUGGGCGAGUGUGGACUCCGCGGUGGUUACGGCGAGUACGUGAACAUGGAUCCCAAAGUGAUGGCGAUACUCUCAAAAUCCAUAUCGGCAAUGUUGUGCCCAACUGUUUUGGGACAGGUAGCAAUGGCAGCCGUCGUAAGUCCACCACAACCAGGUGAUGCUUCUUACGAUUUAUUCAUUAAAGAAAAAACCCAGGUAUUGGAAUCGUUGGCCGAACGAUCUCGUCUCGUUGUCGAUACUCUCAACAGUAUUCCGGGCUUCAAGUGUAACCCAUCGAUGGGUGCGAUGUACGUAUUUCCACGCCUGGAUCUUCCGGAAAAAGCGAUAAAAGCUGCGAAAGCUGAAGGAAAGGAACCGGACGUUUUUUACGCGUUUAAGCUUCUCGAAGCAACGGGAAUCUGCGUUAUCGCUGGUUCUGGUUUCGGUCAAAAGCCUGGAACUUAUCACUUCCGUACGACGAUUUUACCUCAGAAGGAAAAAAUCGUAACGAUGCUCAAUAGCCUGAAGCAAUUUCACGAAAAGUUCCUCAAAGAGUACAGUUAAGUGAAUGUUAAACAUUCACCAUUGCAAAACGAAGAUAGCUGCGAUUUUUGACACUAUUUUUGUUCUUUCUAUUUCCUGAGGUACGUCGAAUUUUUUGUUCAAACGGAUUAUCACGUAACUUCGUUAAAAAUGCUCGCUAGAUUUCUUACUGGCCGUCAAAUUUUCUCAAUCUUUCAUAAUCACCGCAAUGAGAAUUAAUCUUUGAAAAAGAUUCGUUGUUUUUUUUUUUAUAAACUUUUUUUUCGUAAAGCAGAGCGUUGAUCGUUCGAGCUCAUUUUUUUUAGUAGUUUUUUUCGCGCCAUAAUUUGUAAAUAGCGUGAAACAUAGAAAACAUCACUUUCACACGUAACGAAUUGUGAACACUUAAAUUGUUACUCAUUUUACAAUAAAUAUAACUAUUAAGGA
This is a messenger RNA of Venturia canescens, 2603 nucleotides long. RefSeq names its product alanine aminotransferase 1. Gene Ontology annotation, molecular function: pyridoxal phosphate binding; L-alanine:2-oxoglutarate transaminase activity. The coding region runs from base 540 to 2198 and encodes 552 amino acids. The record is from RefSeq and is a predicted model, not a curated record. Lineage: Eukaryota; Metazoa; Arthropoda; Insecta; Hymenoptera; Ichneumonidae. Gene Ontology annotation, biological process: biosynthetic process. The transcript is spliced from 5 exons.